Molecule: messenger RNA, 2605 nt
Organism: Solanum stenotomum
Lineage: Eukaryota; Viridiplantae; Streptophyta; Magnoliopsida; Solanales; Solanaceae
Exons: 4
Coding region: 30-2291 (753 amino acids)
Source: RefSeq, a predicted model, not a curated record
ACUGGAAAUACCGUCGAGAACCUGGGGUAAUGAGUCAUCCAAGUGAUGGAGAGGCAUGGAAAAAGUUUGAUCAGUGUCAUCCUAACUUUGCAAGCGAGCCUCGAAAUAUAAGACUUGGACUUGCAGCUGAUGGAUUUAGUCCUUAUGGGAAUAUGGCCCAUCCUUAUUCUUGUUGGCCAGUAAUCAUUACACCGUACAAUCUGCCACCUGAAAUGUGCAUGACUAGCCCUUAUAUGUUCUUAAGUCUUCUCAUUCCUGGUCCAAAGAGCCCUGGAAAGAAUAUAGAUAUAUACUUAGAACCUUUUAUUGAUGAAUUAAAGCAAUUAUGGGUUGAUGGGGUUGAGACUUAUGAUUCUCAUAAGAAACAGAAUUUUCAAAUGCGAGCUGCACUUAUGUGGACUACUAAUGAUUUCCCAGCUUAUGGAAUGUUGUCUGGUUGGAGCACACAUGGUCUAUUAGCAUGCCCUUGUUGUAUGGGUAAAAGUAAGGCAUUUUACUUAAAACAUGGGAGAAAAGGUUCAUUCUUUGAUUGCCAUCGUAAAUUUUUGCCUAUGGGUCAUCCAUUUCGACUGGAUAGAAAGUCAUUUUUAAGAGGAAGGGUUGAGAACUCUACUCCUCCUCAUAGGUUGUCUGGUGAAGAAGUUUGGAACAAAGUUUGUACCUUACCAAAAGUGUGUGAUCAUCACGCCUUCGGUAAGUUGCUAGGGUUUGGGGAUCAACAUAAUUGGACAAAACAAAGCAUUUUUUGGGAAUUGCCAUAUUGGAGUACAAAUAUUAUUCGGCAUAAUCUUGAUGUGAUGCAUAUUGAGAAAAAUGUGUUUGAUAAUAUAUUCAACACAAUAAUGGAUGUAACAGAUAAAACAAAAGACAAUUUAAAUGCUAGAAGGGAUGUGCAAAAUUGUUGCAAUCGUCCAGAGCUUGAAUUGUUGGAGCAUGAAGGAAAAAUUUUGAAGCCAAAGGCAGCCUAUUCAUUGACAAAAGAACAAAGAAAGUUGAUAUGUGAAUGGUUGAAAAGCUUAAGGUAUCCCUAUGGUUAUGCUUCAAAUUUGUCUAGAUGUGUAGACAUGGAAGAUUGUAAAUUAUCAAGGAUGAAGAGUCAUGAUUGUCAUGUAUUUCUAGAAAGGUUGCUACCAAUUGCAUUUCGAGAUCUUUUGCCAGAGCCAAUUUGGAAUGCCUUAACAGAGAUAAGUUUAUUUUUUAAAGGUUUAUGCGCAAAUGUGUUAAAAGUAGAAGAUCUCCAGCAGCUUGAGGAAAGCAUAAAGGUUACAAUUUGCAAGCUAGAGAAAAUAUUUCCUCCUGGUUUCUUUGAUCCUAUGGAACAUUUGCCAAUUCAUUUACCAUAUGAAGCAAUAGCUGGAGGUCCAGUCCAUUUUCGAUGGAUGUAUCCUUUUGAGCGAGAAAUACACACUUUAAAGAAGAUGGUGAAAAAUAGAAUUCGUGUCGAGGGAUCAAUAUGUGAAGCUUAUAUCAUUAAAGAAAUUUCAACAUUCAGUUCUCAUUAUUUCCAGCCUAAUGUGCAAACUAGGCACAACAAAGUUACUCGAAAUGAUGAUGGAGGUGAAGUUGAUGCACCCGAUGGUUGUCUAUCCAUCGUUUUGCAUCCCGGAUGUCCGAGUGGGGAGAUGAAUGGUCGUUAUUUGUCUGAUAAGGAGUGGGAUGCAGCAAGAAUAUAUGUUUUGUUGAAUUGUGAGGAGAUUCAACAAUUCAUCCCUAUCUUUGAAGCUGAAUUGAAAAGAAAUUCAGAAAAUAUCAGUCUCGAGGAAAUUGAUAAAGAGACGAAUAGUAGAUUUGCCAACUGGUUCGAAGCUUAUGUUCUCAAUCCAACUAACAACAUAAGUGAUGAGCGGUUAAGAGACUUGGCUUCUGGUCCUUAUAAGUGGGUGCAAACUUGGCCUCAAUAUUUUACAAAUGGCUAUAGGUUCCACACACUUAGUCAUGGCUCUAACAAAUCAACUAUGAAUAGUGGUGUGUGCAUAAAAGGGACAACUUGGAAUGACUAUGAAAGUGACUAUUAUGGAUUGCUUGGUGAGGUGAUACAACUCGAAUAUUCCAAUCCAACAAAGAAAAGAACCACUCUUGUCUUGUUCAAAUGUGAUUGGUUUGAUCCAACAAUGGGUCGAGGGUGUAAGGUUCAUAAUCAGUAUGGGCUGAUUGAUAUCAAUCAUAAAAAAGGUUCUCGAGCUAUGCUUAUGAACCUUUUGUAUUGGCUGAACAAGCGCAACAAGUCUAUUUUGCAGAAUAUCCCAGUAAAAAGAACAAUAGUAUUGACUGGUGGGCAGUGUGUAAAAUAAAAGCUAGAAAUCAAAUUGAUUCUCCAAAUAUCCCAUACCAAGAAGAUGACAAUUUACCCCUUAUAAUCCCAAAUAUCACUGAUGAUCUUGAUAGCUUACGUCAUGAAAACGGUGAAUUGGAAAUGCAUGAAGUUGAAAAUGAGACUGAUGAAAUUGAUCAAGAGCAUGAUAUUAAUGCUAUUGAAAGUGAUGAAGAGAUAGAAGAAUCUGAUUUUGAGCUCUCUGAAGAUGAAGGAGAUGACCAAAGUGAUGAAAACUUUGAAACCGAUGAGAGUGAAUGAUAAUGACUUUUUACUGUAAGUUCUUUUCUAGAG